AUGGUUCACACAUCGAUGUACCCAGGCUUCAUGCCCUCAGUGCCUGUGCCAGCAGCUUGUCCUGUCGCUCCAAAUGGACAUCAUCAACCCAAGCUACCCUUCAGCAUUGACUCCUUGCUCAACAGGAACGACAAGUCAGCUCCCAGGUUAUCUCUGGAGAUGCCCAGCUGGCAAACCUCCAGUGUGCCCCUCUACAGCCAGCCUUUCCUUCCUUGUACACCUUCUGUGCCCCUUGGGUGUUCCUUUGACAUGAUGUCUCGCCAUCAGCCCAUGUUGAUCUAUGCUCCCAAGGCUCGCUACCCUUCCAUUACUCCACAGCACCAACCAAUGAGCCUCCUGGAGCCACCAUGUCCAUGUGCCAGUCCCUACUGCCAGGGAAAAGGAAUGACAUAUUAUCAUUGUGGCAAUAGCCCCAUGGAAACCCAAGACUCGUGGAAGAAGGCUCAGUUGAAGAUGAAAAGAGUCCGCACCGUGUUUACUGCAGAACAGCUUGAAAGGCUGGAGAGGGAGUUUAAUAAGCAGCAAUAUAUGGUGGGAACAGAGAGAGUGGAACUGGCAGCUUCACUGAACCUUAAUGAGGCCCAGGUUAAAAUCUGGUUUCAGAAUCGUCGAAUCAAGUGGAGGAAGCAGAGCCAAGAAAAAAAGAGGUCCAAGCUGUCUCCAUCUGAGGACAUCCAUGACGAUUCAGCAAAUGAAACCGCUGAGAGCUCAGUAGAUGAAAGUUAA
This is a messenger RNA of Pelobates fuscus (common spadefoot toad), 726 nucleotides long. RefSeq names its product homeobox protein not2-like. The coding region runs from base 1 to 726 and encodes 241 amino acids. Gene Ontology annotation, biological process: neuron differentiation; brain development; central nervous system development. The record is from RefSeq and is a predicted model, not a curated record. The transcript is spliced from 3 exons. Gene Ontology annotation, cellular component: nucleus. Gene Ontology annotation, molecular function: DNA-binding transcription factor activity, RNA polymerase II-specific; RNA polymerase II cis-regulatory region sequence-specific DNA binding. NCBI's taxonomy places the organism in Eukaryota, Metazoa, Chordata, Amphibia, Anura, Pelobatidae.